GAGCUUAUGAAGAGGGGGCUGGGAUAAGCUGGCUAAUUGAGACCAGCUGUUGCUCCUCAAUCUCAGAGAUCUUUGGACUCUGCCCAGGGCAGGCUCACACCCUAUUCCAAGCCUCAAGAAGCCAGUACAGGUUGUCCAGGCAGCCUAAAGUUCCUCUGCUCACUGGGGCUUAGAUCCUCUUCCAGCUGCUGGACGUCUCCUCUUCGCCAGCCAUCACCCUUGUCUGCCUCUGCUCAGGAAAGGUCUAGAGGAAGAGGCCACAAAACAGCCAAGUCCUCUCCCCACUCUCUUCAUCUACUCAGCAUCAGCAUCUGGAGACCCCAUGGCCCAGGCCCACUGGGGCUGCUGCCCAUGGCUUGUACUCCUCUGUGCAAGUGUCUGGAGUUACCCAAACCCUGGUUUCCUUGGAAGAGAGGAUGUGAGAAACUGUUCAACCAACCCUCCGCAUCUGCCAGUCACUGCAGUCAAUACAACACUACGGCUUGCAGCCCUCCGCCAGCAAAUACAGAACUGGAAUCUCUCUGCCUAUAUCAUUCCAGACACAGAUGCACACAUGAGUGAAUACAUUAGCAAACAUGAUGAGAGGCGUGCAUGGAUUUCAGGCUUCACGGGAACUACAGGUACUGCUGUGGUGACCCUGGGGAAAGCAGCUGUCUGGACUGACAGUCGCUACUGGACUCAGGCUGAGCGGCAGAUGGACUGCAACUGGGAGCUCCAUAGGGAAGCUGAUGCUGUUUCCGUUGCCACCUGGAUCCUUACUGAAAUCCCUGCUGGAGGACGUGUGGGCUUUGACCCCUUCCUCUUCUCUGUUGAUUCCUGGGAGGAUUAUGAUAGGACAUUCCAAGACUCCAACAGACACCUGGUAUCCAUUACAGACAACCUUGUAGACCUGGCAUGGGGGUCAGAGAGGCCCCCAGUGCUAAGUCCACCUAUUUAUGCCCUCCCGGAAGCAUUCACAGGGAGCACUUGGCGGGAAAAAGUAUCUGUCAUCCGAAGCUACAUGCAGAACCAUACCAUGGCUCCAACAGGUCUCCUUCUGUCAGCACUUGAUGAGACAGCCUGGCUCUUCAACCUUCGCAGCAGUGACAUCCCCUACAACCCCUUCUUCUACUCCUACACGCUGCUCACGAACUGUUCCAUCAGGUUGUUUGUAAACAAGAGCCGCUUUAGCCCUGAGACGCUGCAGUACUUGAAUACAAACUGCACAGGCCCAUUGUGUGUACAACUCGAAGACUACAGCCAAGUCCGUGACAGUGUGCAAGCCUAUGCCUCGGGCAAUGUGAAGAUCUGGAUUGGGCUCAGCUAUACCACCUAUGGACUCUAUGAAGUGAUACCCAAGGAGAAACUUGUGAAAAGCAGCUACUCCCCAGUGAUGGAAAUCAAGGCUGUGAAGAACAGCAAGGAGCAGGCCCUCCUGAAGGCCAGCCAUGUGCGGGAUGCUGUGGCUGUGAUCCGGUACUUAGUCUGGCUGGAGAAGAACGUGCCUUUGGGCACGGUGGACGAGUUUUCUGGGGCAGAGCUCCUGAAUGAGUUCCGAAGUAAAGAAGACUUCUCUUCUGGACCCAGUUUUGAAACCAUCUCUGCUAGUGGCCUGAAUGCUGCCCUGGCUCAUUACAGCCCAACCAAGGAGCUGCACCGUAAGCUGUCCUCAGAUGAGAUGUACCUGGUGGAUUCUGGGGGACAGUACUGGGACGGGACCACAGACAUUACCAGAACAGUCCACUGGGGUACCCCCACUGCCUUCCAAAAGGAAGCAUAUACACGCGUGUUAAUGGGAAGCAUAGAUCUAUCCAGACUUGUCUUUCCUGCUUUUACAUCAGGGAGAAUAAUGGACGCUUUUGCCCGCAGAGCCCUGUGGGAGGUUGGGCUCAAUUAUGGUCAUGGAACAGGACAUGGCAUUGGCAAUUUCCUCUGUGUACAUGAGUGGCCAGUGGGAUUCCAGUAUAACAACAUUGCCAUGGUCAAGGGCAUGUUCACUUCCAUUGAACCUGGCUACUACCAGGAUGGAGAAUUUGGAAUCCGUCUUGAAGAUGUGGCCCUUGUGGUGGAAGCAAAGACCAAGUAUCCAGGGACCUACCUGACUUUUAAAAUAGUAUCCUUUGUGCCCUAUGACCGAAACCUCAUCGAUGUCAGCCUGCUAUCUCCAGAACAGCUCCAGUACCUGAAUCACUACUACCAGACCAUCCGUGAAACAGUGGGCCCGGAGCUGCAGCGUCGCCAGCUGCUGGAGGAGUUUGCAUGGCUGCAGAAGCACACAGAGCCCCUGUCAGCCAGAGCCUCUCUUAGCACAUCCUUGACCUCUAUGUGGGUAGCCUCCACUCUUGCCAUCCUCAGCUGGAAUAGCUAGAGGCUCCCAACUCCCCUGCUGACCCCUACCUGGAUGUGAGACUCAGUUGCUCUUGCUCAGAUCUUCUCCCCUGUGUCAUUCAUGUCCCAAGAACCUGUGUGACCCAUCACCUUAAAAUCAUUGUCUUCAGCUUCCUCCAGAACCAGAUCGCAGGCAGCAUAUGCCCUCAUUCUCCUAGACCUGGAAACCUCACCUUGGGUUCCCAACCCUAGGCCCUGGGAUAGCAGAGCCACGUAGCCUGCUACAGAGAGACCACCACUCUCCCAAAAUAAAAGACUCAUAGGGCAAUGCCCCUACUCACUGGGCCUCAUGGCCCACACAGAGCCCCACCCUAUCACCACACGUCAGAAAGGACCAGAGUUGUUCCCAUCCACAUGGGCUCCUAAUUUCUUAAGUCUGUCUCUGACCACCUUUACUUGCCCCCAGCCCCAUAGUGGCCUCCUGACUACAACCUGUGGCCUUGAAGAAACAGGGUUCCCUCCAGCCUGCCUGCUGUACCUGUAGAGAGAAGGUGCCUAAGUCUUCUGGUUAUAGAUGACCACCCUAACAUUGAGGAGAAAAGAUGAGUGGGGGGCCAGGGAGAGCCUGGAGCUGGAAACCUUAGUCAGGGACGUGCAUCAGUUCUGCCCUGUGAAAAGCAACAGCACGAAGAACUGAGGCAUAGGACUUUGUGCAGGAGGGAGAAUGUGCUCUGGAACAUGAAGAACCUCCCUGUCUCAGGAAUCCUUUUAAGAGCCCAAGGUGCAGCUACCAUGACAACAUAAUCAAAGCCUCUCAAAUCUUUGGAGAACCCUUAACCUUGUGUGGGAAGAGUCUGGUUUCCCCAUUGUAUAGAUAGGAAAACUAGGCUUCAGACAGAAGGUGAGUCUUGCCUGAGGAUACUCAGCACUCAGUUGGAAGAUGGGGUUAGGAAAAGGGCUUAAGAAAUGCUGGGGCCAUUAUGAGCUAGUAGUGCAGCUUCCGUGCCAAGUCUCUUAGCCUACUUCCCAGCCACUGCCUCAUUUGCUGGGUCCACUGCCAUUGGGUUUUCUCUGGCCUGCCCUUGGCCAGCCGUUAGCCACCUGGGCUCACAUCCUGCUAGAUUCUUAAAACAGUUUUUGCAAAGACACCUUCCUCUGGUUUUGCAUUGUAUCUGUUAUUGCUGUGUUGCUGUAGGCUGCUGGUACCUGUGGCUUUUGUGGUAGAGGAGGAAGAGAAGAGGCUGAGAUGGGGGCAGGGAUGUGAGGCUCUUCGAACCUCCGUAGGGAAACACACGUAAGCUUGAGAGUGUGCAUGUGAACAUGUGUGCGUGCAUGCAUGUGCAUGCGCCUACCUGUGUGUGUGUGUGUGUGUGCGCGCGUGCAUGCGCGUGCACGUGUACUUGUUUGUGCUCGUGUGCAUGCGCUCUAUGCCCAGCCAGUCACCUCCACCCUGUGCUAAGGGUGUUAUGACUUUGUGAAGGGGACAGAGAUGGGGCCAUCACAGCUUGGGAACUUGUUAAGUGUGGUUCACAAAGUUGGGGCUAGCACCUUUGUCUCAAGAGGGCACAGUGCAGGUGAGAACCAAGGCUUCAGGGACCAGGUGUUUAAGCACCAGGCCCAGAGGUUUCCUGAGUUGGGUCAAUAAGGCCUAAUUUGUGUAAAAUGAUGCAUGGGGGCUGGAGAGAUAUCUGGGAAGAUAGUUAAAGCGCUUGCUACACAAGCAUGAGGACCAGAGUUCUGAUCUCCAGAAAUUCACAUUAAGUAUUAGGUGGACAUGGGGGUUCGCCUGUAUAAUUCGGGAGACUGGAUCCCCAGAACAAGCUGGCUUGCAAGACUAGCGAUAUAGUUGAGCUCUGGGUUUGAUUGGGAGACCUUGACUCAAUGAAUAAAGUAGAAGAGCCCCAGA
Molecule: messenger RNA, 4213 nt
Organism: Nannospalax galili (Upper Galilee mountains blind mole rat)
Lineage: Eukaryota; Metazoa; Chordata; Mammalia; Rodentia; Spalacidae
Gene: Xpnpep2
Product: X-prolyl aminopeptidase 2
Exons: 21
Coding region: 323-2347 (674 amino acids)
Molecular function (GO): metalloaminopeptidase activity
Source: RefSeq, a predicted model, not a curated record